CUUUGUUUUUGCAUUUAUUAGGAUUUAGCUUAUCAUCCAUGUCGGAUUUGCACCAAAAAAUGCUGAGCCUUUUUGAUAUAUACGCUCCAUCAGUGUGCUUUUAGAGAGAUAAAGAGACGAGAGAGGAGAGAAAGAGAGAGAGAGAGAGAGUAAAGAAAAUGAAGUUGAACUAGAAACCAUGGUGGUGGUUCUUUCACAAACACCACCAACUGUCUGUGAAAUUGUCUGUUUUGAUUCUCUUACUGGGUCUCAUUCUCAGACUUCUCUUCUCCAAAUCAACUGGGUUUUUGAAUGUCGCUGAAACUCCAUUCAUUGAGAAGAUAAUGAGCUCAGAACCACCAGUUUUGAUCUAUUCUUCUCCUAUUGAGAAGACGAUGAACCCAGAACCACAAGUUCCUGUCGAUUUUAUGGAAGAUUCAGAUCAGAUUCCUCGAAGUGAAAAAUUAAAAGCAAAAAAGUGUGAUUUUUUUACUGGCGAUUGGAUCCCAAACGCAUUUGGUCCUGUUUACAAUAAUGAGAGUUGCCAUUUAAUUGAGUGUCAUCAGAAUUGUUUGAAGAAUGGGAGACCGAACACUUGGUAUUUGUAUUGGAGGUGGAAUCCGCGAGAUUGUGAGCUUUCCGAAUUUGAUUUAGAGAAAUUUUUGGAGUUGAUAAGGGAUAAGACGUGGGCGUUGAUUGGCGAUUCUAUAUCUCGAAACCAUGUUCAGUCCUUGUUUUGCUUGCUCUCAAAGGUAAAUGUUCGUAUAGCGAAAUUUGGUGUUGUUUUUGGACGUUUGAAUAGGAUAUUCACUUUGUUCUUUACCUUGUUUGUUUGUCCUAUUUACAAUAUUAGUAUUUUAUAAAAAGGGUAAAUUACAUUUUAUCCCUUUGUGGCUAAGCCCCAAAAAUGAAACCACGGCUGUAUUUAGUUUGUGACACUUAACCCAGUAUUCAUGUAUUAUCUGCAAUGGUUUGUUUUCCAUCCAAAUUAACGCAACUACUUUCUCAGUCACUGACCAGUCCCUUUACAUAAACAAAGCCACUAACUGCCAUCUUCAUCAUCUUAUUGGCAUUGUGAGCAUGGAAUGAACUUCAAUCAAUGUCUCAAGAUUAUUUUUCUCAUAUGCUUUAAAAAUAGCAAAUAACCACAUGGGAUCUUAGAAUUAUAUAAGGCUCUGUUUGAUUAGGGUAUAUAAUAGGGGGAUAUACCCCUCUGAUCAGAUAUAAGAGACCAAAAAAAAAAAAAAAAAUGUGAGUUGCCCCUUUUUAUAUUAUUUGUUUGGUUACCAGAUAUGAAAUAUGGUGGUAUAUUAUAUUCCUCAAAAUUAUAGGAUAUGUAAUGCCACACCCUUAUAGUAUUGCAUAUCCCUUACCACAUGAUAUAAGCUAGGAUUCAUCUAACAGUAAAAAAUAACCACUCUCUUCUUAUUCCAUGUUAUAUCCAACCUUAACCAAAUAUAGUAUAAGUGAUCCCAUAAUAUAUAUAAUCUACCUCAUAUCCUAAACAUAUUAUAUCUCAUCCUAUAUCUGCAAGUAUUAUAUAUCCUUCUCAACCCCUUAUGUCCAAUCCGGACAAUAAACAAGGCCUAAGAGUAUGUGAUUGUACCAAAUUGAUCAAUUGAACAAAGUAUCCCUAAGAGUGAUAUUCAUCAAACAAUGUAUGGUUAUGAGUCAAAUCACAAUUGCUGGAAGUAAAAUCUAUCAAGAAAAAAGCAUUUACUUAAUGUUCACAAUUAUGUGUGUUUAUUAUGCUCAUAUCAUUUAAAAUGUAUUGCGCAACAUAGGCUUUAUGAGAGAACUAUUUGAAGGAAUUUGUCCAAUUGUUUUAGAGGUAUUGUUCUUUAUUGCACAUUUCUUGUUUUGAGUCUUCCAACAAAGUUUGGGGUGCUAAAAGGGGACACAAUUCUAUGACUUUUUGUCAUUGUGCUAAUUAUUAAUGUCGGGACAGUUUAAGGUCAUGCUGGACCGUUGUAGGAAUUGACCGAAAUUAAUGUUGAGGCAUUUUACAGGGUCAUGCCAAACCAUUAUAGGAACUUAUCAAAAUCAAUGUUGGGAUAGUUUAAGAGGUCAUGUCGGACUGUUGUAGAGACUAACUAUUGAGUUUUUUUUUUGGCUUCUUCCAAUCA
Messenger RNA from Camellia sinensis, 2105 nucleotides. Lineage: Eukaryota; Viridiplantae; Streptophyta; Magnoliopsida; Ericales; Theaceae. The record is from RefSeq and is a predicted model, not a curated record.